This is a messenger RNA of Populus trichocarpa (black cottonwood), 1228 nucleotides long. RefSeq names its product NAD(P)H-quinone oxidoreductase subunit M, chloroplastic. The record is from RefSeq and is a predicted model, not a curated record. The coding region runs from base 382 to 936 and encodes 184 amino acids. Gene Ontology annotation, molecular function: oxidoreductase activity, acting on NAD(P)H, quinone or similar compound as acceptor. NCBI's taxonomy places the organism in Eukaryota, Viridiplantae, Streptophyta, Magnoliopsida, Malpighiales, Salicaceae. The transcript has 2 exons.
UUUUGAACGUCCAAAGUCCACCGUUGCAAAUGGACAAUACGUCUUUUUAAUUCAUUAAUGUAGAAGCACAAUUUAAAGAGCCCAAAAAUAUACAUACAGAGAAGGAAAUAGAAACCCUACAUUAAGCUCAAAGCUAAAAGCUAAAAGCCAGGCUAUAAGAGAGUGCCAUAGCUCAAUUCGUGGCAGCCCAUCAUUUUCUGCUUUUCUUCACCACGCAGACCUUCGUACCGUCAAUAAAAUUAAGUCUUAUCUUAUCCAGAAAAUAAAUGGACUUCAAUCUGCUGGCUUUUUUAAGAAUUUCCCAAAAUCUCAAGUACUGGAAAGUAAAUCUCUAAAAAGCUAGCAAACAAAAAGUUAAUAGAAUUUGACUACCAGUGCCAAAUGCUACAGCGCAUUAGAUUUUUAGCAAUGGCAGCAACUUCCUCUUACCUAGCUGGUGCAAAGUUCUCUAUGCUGGGUUGGCUUGGAGGCAGAAGAGAACUGAGAAGGAGACACAUAAUCUCUGUUUCAGCUCAGCAGCAAGCUGAAGUCCAAGGAUCACAGGAAGUGGAUGCACAAGAAGAAAAAGAGCUAGAACAGGAGAAAGUGAAGCAACCAACGCAACCAAGACCAGUGGAACCACAAGUGAACGUGAAGAGCAAGAACAUGAGCAGGGAAUAUGGAGGGCAGUGGCUCAGCAGCGUCACACGGCACGUGAGAAUCUAUGCUGCCUACAUUGACCCAGAAACUUGUGAGUUCGAUCAAACUCGGAUGGAUAAGCUCACCCUUAUCCUUGAUCCUACAGAUGAGUUCGUUUGGACAGAAGAGAGUUGCCAUAAGGUUUACUCCUACUUCCAGGAGCUUGUGGAUCACUACGAGGGUGCCCUGUUGACAGAAUACACACUGCGACUGAUUGGUUCGGAUAUAGAGCACUACAUUAAGGAAGCUGCUGUAUGAUGGAGAAAUCAAAUACAACAUGAAUGCAAGGGUCCUGAAUUUCAGCAUGGGGAAACCACGCAUUCUAUUUAACAAUGAUGGCCAGCUGGAAGAUGUACAAUCAUAAGAUACAGAUAGGGUGUCCAGACAAAACAUAGACGAAAGCAUCAAGUUGAGAUGUGGAAUGUUUAAAUACGGUUUCAUACUGACGGCUCAUCUCCACGAGCUGCUAAAAGUUGCAUCAGUAUUUAGCAUUCUAUACAUUGGCACCUUCUACCUGGUAUAGUUUUUGGAAGUACAACCUUCGCAUCUA